AUGUCCAACAAAACAGUUGUUUGGGAUGCAAACAGAAACACCCCACUUUCAAACUCAUCGGGAACCUUCAAGAUCGGCGACCAUGGAAACGUCGUUGUUGUCGAUCAAGUCGGGAACAUAUCAUGGUCUUCGAAUGAAACGAAGGCAGGUCAACAUGUUGUGCAGCUUUUGGAUUCAGGAAAUCUUGUUGUCAAAGAGAUGAACGAGAGCGACCCGGGGAAAUAUCUGUGGCAGAGCUUUGAUUAUCCCACCGACACUUUGUUACCAGAUAUGAAGCUAGGAUGGGAAUUAGACACCGGCUUCGACCGGCACUUAACGUCGUGGAGGAGCUCGGCGGACCCUUCAACGGGAGACUACUCAUUCAAGCUAGAUUUCCGUGAGAAAUUUCUUGUGGAACAAACAAGAAGUAGAAUAUCGAAGCAGGCCUUGGAACGGGAUAAGGUUCAGCGGGGUACCAGAAAUGGCGCCUUUAAACUAUCUCAGCUUUGA
Messenger RNA from Alnus glutinosa, 489 nucleotides. Its product is annotated as S-locus-specific glycoprotein S13-like. Lineage: Eukaryota; Viridiplantae; Streptophyta; Magnoliopsida; Fagales; Betulaceae. The record is from RefSeq and is a predicted model, not a curated record. The coding region runs from base 1 to 489 and encodes 162 amino acids. The transcript has a single exon.